Penicillium arizonense is the source of this 3459-nucleotide messenger RNA. RefSeq names its product Pfs, NB-ARC and TPR domain protein. Gene Ontology annotation, biological process: nucleoside metabolic process. Gene Ontology annotation, molecular function: catalytic activity; ADP binding; protein binding. The coding region runs from base 1 to 3459 and encodes 1152 amino acids. The record is from RefSeq and is a predicted model, not a curated record. NCBI's taxonomy places the organism in Eukaryota, Fungi, Ascomycota, Eurotiomycetes, Eurotiales, Aspergillaceae. The transcript has 3 exons.
AUGGCAGCCAGGGCUUCUCUAUCCCAUGACGAUUACACGGUCGGAUGGAUAUGCGCUUUACCCCUGGAGAUGGCAGCCGCAAAACUAAUGCUGGACGCAAUACACCCGAAUCUACCUCGCCCAGCGACAGAUCAAAACACGUAUAUUCUUGGAAAUAUCGAGGAACACAAUAUUGUUAUUGCCUGUUUACCAAGUGGCGCAUAUGGCACUGUAUCAGCUGCAACGGUAGCGAUGCAGUUGCUCUCUAGUUUCCACUCUAUCCGAUUUGGCCUUAUGGUCGGUAUCGGUGGAGGUGUACCAAGCAGCAACGCAGACAUUCGCCUAGGCGAUAUUGUGGUGAGCCAGCCAGCAGACACAUCCGGAGGUGUGAUCCAAUACGAUCUAGGUAAAGCGUUCAGCGGUGGUCAAUUCGAGCGGACGGGAAUGCUUAACCGGCCACCUAAGGUCCUACUGACUGCCAUCGCUACACUCCAAGCCCACCACUUUACAGAAGAUAGUCGAGUUCUUGAAUUUGUCUCUGACGUCCAACUCAAAACGACCCCGCGCAGAGCUGCAACCUUUACACGACCCACUCAAGAGGACUGUUUAUAUCAAUCAGAAUAUAUCCAUGGAGGAUCUGAUACAUGUAUCGAUUGUGAUCGAUCCAAACUGGCUCCGCGGCUUUCACGAGACUAUGAAGAACCAGUGAUCCACUAUGGACUGAUUGCAUCUGCAAAUCAGGUAGUGAAAGAUGGUAGACUGCGAGACCAGCUGGCUCGAGAUCUAGGGGUCCUCUGUGUGGAAAUGGAAGCUGCAGGGCUCAUGAAUGACUUUCCUUGCUUAGUGAUUCGGGGUAUCUGUGACUAUGCUGACUCACACAAGAACAAAAAAUGGCAAGGAUAUGCGGCAGCGGUGGCAGCAGCCUAUGCUAAAGAACUUGUCUUGGUGGUUCCGAUCGAUCAGAUUGAAACUACUCCAACAGCACGAGACACUCUAGCGGAUUCUGUCCACCGCUUCAACGUCCCUCUAGACCUGACCACAGUGCCUGUAAUUACAAAAUUCGUGGGACGGCAAGACGAGCUAGACAAUCUGUGGCAGUAUUUACAACCGACAAAUUCACCGUCACGGAAAGUUGCAAUUCUUCACGGGCUUGGCGGAAUGGGAAAGACGCAGCUAGCGAUUCGCUUCGCGAGAGAUCAUAGAGAUGAUUUUACGGCGAUCUUCUGGCUGAGUGGCAAGGAUCGCGAUGCGCUCUUGCAAUCGUUGAGCUUUGCCUUGAACCGAAUACUAGGACAGGGCUGUGAUAGAGAGGCGACUAAUGACGGAGAAGUGGAGCAACGAGCUAGGCAUAUGUUACGGUGGCUAGCAUUGGAUGGCAACUCGCGCUGGCUAAUCAUUUUUGAUAACAUCGAUCAAUACUCCCCAUUCAACAGCGCUGUUGGUGUUGGGUACGAUAUCCGGGAAUUCUUCCCUACAGCAGACCAUGGCUCCAUCCUUAUCACCUCUCGACUCCAGGCGCUGAGCGAGCUUGGGGAACCUUUUCCGGUGCACAGGCUAGACUCUUAUAACUCAAUUCAACUACUCCUACAAAGCAGUGGUCUAUCAGCAAGGAACACCACUAGCAAACUUGACAACAAUCCAGAUAUCCGUACUCUUGCCAGUCGUCUGGAUGGCCUGCCAUUAGCCAUUGUUAUCGCCGGGGCAUUCAUGCGUGAAACUGGAACCAGCAUCACUGAGUACUUGCAGUACUACCAAGAAUCUUGGUCUCAGCUACAGCUGCAAUCGAAUCCUGGACGACAGUACCAGCAAGGCAACAUGCUGCAAACAUGGAUGAUCUCAUAUCUUGAGAUCCAGAAGCGUGAUCCAAGUGCAGCAGACCUUCUAUUGCUACUUGCUCGUUUUGAUAAUCGUGAUAUCUGGUACGAGUUAGUGAAGAGUGGCCGUCACAGCUCAAACGUCCCGGACUGGCUCCAAAACACUAUAUCAAGCGGACUCGCGUUCAAAAUUGGCCUGAAGUCUCUCAUCGGAUUCUCUCUUCUUGAGAGUAAGCAACAAGAAGGAAGCUAUGCGAUGCAUCCAGUGGUACAAGACUGGUGCCUUCAUGUUGCCAACACAGACAAAAAUGUGAAUCCGAUGCAGCUUAAUGAGCUAGCACUGAUAUCUGUUGGAUACUCUGUGCCCAGUGCAAAUGAUAGGGACUAUUCAGAGCUUCAGCAACGGCUUCUUCCACACGCCAAUUAUGUAUGUUCUCUAGAUUGGUCAGAUGACAAUAUUGAGUUAUGGGGGGCAUUCCAUCGUUUAGGGGAGCUUUACUCUGGUCAGGGCAAGCUGCAGGAGGCAGAAGAAAUAUACCAGCGAGCUCUGACAGGAUAUGAGGAGGCUCUAGGUCCUGAUCAUACAUCUACUCUCCAUACAGUCAACAACCUUGGCUUUCUCUACUCUCAUCAAGGAAAGCCGAAAGAGGCAGAAGAGAUGUACCAGCGAGCACUGACAGGCAGGGAGAAGGCAGAAGAGAUGUACCAGCGAGCACUAACAGGCAGGGAGAAGGCCCUAGGUCCGGAUCAUAUAUCUACACUCGAUACAGUCAACAACCUUGGCAAUCUCUACUAUGAUCAGGGCAAGCUACAGGAGGCAGAAGAGAUGUACCAGCGAGCUCUGACAGGAUAUGAGGAGGCUCUAGGUCCUAAUCAUAUAUCUACUCUCGCGACAGUCAACAACCUUGGCAUUCUCUACUCUGGUCUGGGCAAGUUAAAGGAGGCAGAAGAGAUGUACCAGCGAGCACUAUCAGGCAAGGAGAAGGCUCUAGGUCCUGAUCAUACAUCUACUCUCGAUACAGUCAAUAACCUUGGUAUUCUUUACUCUGAUCAGGGCAAGCUGAAGGAGGCAGAAGAGAUGUACCAGCGAGCACUGGCAGGAUACGAGAAGGCCCUUGGCCCGCACCAUAUAACACACGCACCUACUCUCAAUACAGUCUACAACCUUGGCAAUCUCUACUCUAAUCAGGGCAAGCUAAAGGAGGCAGAAGAAAUGUACCAGCGAGCACUGGUAGGAUACGAGAAGGCCCUUGGCCCGCAACAUAAAACACACGCACCUACUCUCAAUACAGUCAACAACCUUGGCUUUCUCUACUAUGAUCAGGGCAAGCUGAAGGAGGCAGAGGAGAUGUACCAGCGAGCACUAGAGGGCAAGGAGAAGGCCCUAGGUCCUAAUCAUACAUCUACUCUCACGACAGUCUACAACCUUGGCAUUCUCUACUCUAGUCAGGGCAAGCUGAAGGAGGCAGAAGAGAUGUACCAGCGAGCACUAUCAGGAUACGAGAAGGCCCUAGGUCCUAAUCAUACAUCUACACUCGAUACAGUCAACAACCUUGGCCUUCUCUACAAGGAUCAGGGCAAGCUGAAGGAGGCAGAAGAGACGUACCAGCGAGCACUGACAGGCAACGGGAAUGCCCUGGGUCCAGAACACGAUAGAACUCGGUGA